Molecule: messenger RNA, 1647 nt
Organism: Paraphaeosphaeria sporulosa
Lineage: Eukaryota; Fungi; Ascomycota; Dothideomycetes; Pleosporales; Didymosphaeriaceae
Product: Actin/actin-like protein
Exons: 5
Coding region: 114-1433 (439 amino acids)
Biological process (GO): Arp2/3 complex-mediated actin nucleation
Cellular component (GO): actin cortical patch; Arp2/3 protein complex
Molecular function (GO): actin filament binding
Source: RefSeq, a predicted model, not a curated record
CCCACUCUGACGAAUCCACCACCGUCCUCGACCGCCAAUUCACGCCCGCUCGUCUCUCCACGCACUCCUGAGCUGCUUCGUGCUUCUACAAGGCUCGGCGAGCAGCAGCAAACAUGGCGUCCCAAACGCCCGCCGUUGUCAUGGACAACGGUACGGGUUACUCGAAACUUGGAUUCGCCGGCAACGACUCGCCCUCCUUCGUGUUCCCCACUGCGAUAGCUUCCAAGGCCCCGGCAGGCGGUGCUGGCGGCUCUGGAUCGGGUCGGCCUGCCGUCGCAAACAAGCCCUCCUUCCUGACCGGAGGUGCCGGUCCCGGCGGUCAUCUGCAUGCGAAGCGGGGAACUGAGGACCUCGAUUUCUUCAUUGGAGAUGAAGCGCUAUCGGCUGCCGCGGGGCCUGGAUAUGGUAUCCAUUAUCCGAUCAGACACGGUCAGAUAGACAACUGGGAUCUCAUGGAGCGCUUCUGGUCCAACUCGAUAUUCAAGUACCUGCGCGUGGAGCCAGAAGACCACCAUUUCCUUCUCACCGAACCCCCCAUGAACCCUCCUGAGAACCGUGAGAAUACCGCCGAGAUCAUGUUCGAAUCGUUCAAUUGCGCCGGUCUUUACAUCGCUGUACAGGCUGUGCUCGCCCUGGCUGCUUCGUGGACGAGCUCCAAGGUUCACGAUCGAUCCCUGACCGGCACUGUCAUUGACUCUGGUGCCGGUGUCACUCACGUCAUCCCUGUCGCGGAGGGAUACGUCAUUGGCUCCUCUAUAAAGAGUGUCCCCAUUGCCGGUCGCGACAUUACCAACUUCGUUCAGUCGCUUCUGCGCGACCGAGGCGAACCAGACUCCUCCCUCCAGACUGCUGAGCGCAUCAAGGAGGAAUUCUGCUACGUCUCUCCUGAUAUCGUUAAAGAGUUCUCCCGCUAUGAUCGCGAGCCCGACUACUUCAAGAAGCACACAGUUAACCACCCCAACGGCAAGUCGGUGCAGGUGGACGUGGGGUAUGAGCGAUUCUUGGCUCCCGAGAUCUUCUUCAAUCCUGAAAUUUACUCCUCGGACUUCCUCACGCCACUGCCGAACAUCGUCGACACAGUCAUUCAGAGUUCGCCCAUUGAUGUACGAAGGGGACUGUACAAGAACAUUGUUCUCUCUGGAGGGUCCACACUAUACAAGGACUUUGGAAGACGUCUCCAGCGUGACAUUAGACACCUUGUCGACGCUAGAAUUAAGGCUUCAGAGGCUCGGAGCGGAGGCGCGAAGAGUGGUGGUUUGGACGUGCAAGUCAUCACGCACAAGAGGCAAAGACACGGUCCAUGGUUCGGAGGCAGUCUGCUUGGUCAGACUCCUGAGUUCAAGAGUUAUUGCCAUACCAAGGCAGAGUACGAUGAGAUUGGCCCAAGCAUUGUGCGGAGGUUUGCUCUCUUGGGCGGCCCAGGGAGCACGUAAAGAAGGAAAGUAUGCAUUCGGAUUGUUCAAAGCAGUUGAGGGGGACGCGCGAGCGGCUGAUAGCGUGGGUGUAGGGGCAUGCAGAGAAACUUAUCGAAAAGACCAUCUUACGCACCACAUCAGCAACUUACGUUACCUGUGUGACCAACGGUAUGAUUAGACGUUCUGGUUUCGAGUGAGUCGUUGACCUUGAACCUGGGUGUGCUCCACUUGA